AUGACGCCAAGCAAGUACUUACUAACUCCUCCAGAUGAAUUGCAUUCGUACGUUGCCCCUAAAGAAAGUCAUCUUACACCUGUAUACCCAGAUUUCGAACCAUGGCGUCAUAAGAGGGAGGAUGAUGAGAUAUUACUGAAUUUUGUUGCAAAGGGCUACUAUGCACCAUCUAAGGUAAAUUUUGAAAGCAUAUCAGCAAGAUCCUCUCUGCAAGAAUCACUUCCAAAACUGUCUGAUCAGCUGGGAGAUCAAUUUUCGAAGAUACUCCAUAUAAGAGAGCAAGAGAUCAAUCGAAUUUCGGCCAAGGACAACUCUAAUAAAUUGCCUUUAUUUAGCGAUUUGAGCGGUCCAGGAUUUUUGCUGCCAAGUAGAGUAACAUUAACGGAUCACAGAAGAGAAUUAUGGCUGCAAGAGCUUAGUUCCCCAUAUGCGUCAUUAGCUAAAUUAUCGAAGCACAUUCCUCAUGGGCUAAAGAGGAGGCAGGUGCUCGAAAAGUGCUAUAUGAGGCAAAUACCUUUGAAAAGGGCUAUGUGGCUUAUAAAAUGUUGCUAUUCAAUGGAGUGGAAAAAUAGAAUGACAAAAGCUCGUCAAAGUUCAGAUAGCAGCAAUGAUAUAAAUGCUCAGCUUACGAAGGAAUGGACAGAUAACUUCGUUUUUAUAUUGGAAAAACUAAUAUUUGACAUGAAUCAAAAUGAUAAUGAUCCUGUACAAUUGAAGCGGUGGCGCACUGAAGUGGGCUAUUUUUUAAAGCUCUUGGGUAAUUGCUACUCACUGAGACUAAUAGACAAAAUGGUUUUUCAUCAUUGGCUAAUCGAGUUUGGAGCAAAAGUAGAAAACUUUGAGUUUCUUCCUUUAACGUUACAUAUUAUCACAGUAUUUUGGGAUGAUAUUUCUCAACCAACAGAAAAAGCACAAGUAUCACAGUCUUUAUUUUUAAUGCCAAAGAUGGCAGAAAUGCUUUUAUACAAGUAUUACAUGGUGUCCCAUAGCAAGUCAAUGAUAAAUGAUGAAAAAUAUAUUAUAAAUGACAUAAAAAAGAACGCAAAGAUCAAAGAAUCAAUUUUAUCCAUCUUGCGAAUAUUAAUCGGCAGAAUUUUUCAAAAUAAGUCUCUUGAAGCUUUCAUUUUUCCAAACUCCAGCUGGGAUUUAUACAAGCCUAUCUUAUAUGAAAUUGCAAACUCAUUUAGUAGCAAUCCAGAAAAUGCAAGCGAAAUAAGGAAAAAACUAGAGUUGAUCAGCUACAGGAAUGAAUCCAUCAUGUUCAAUGGGACACUGGAUUCGGAAGACACAGAGACGGAAUCAAGAAAUGAGCAGGGUCUUGAUAAAUCUGACAACGAUAUUGUAUUACUUAAAACAGUUGAUACUGACUUUACAAAAAAGUUGAAUGAUAACCCAGUUGAAUUUGAUUGGCCAGCCUAUGUCGAUAGAAAUAUGCUACACACUUCACAUAUUCGGCAACUAUUUCUAUGGGCUAUACACCCUUAUCAAAAGUCACGUUACGAGGCCAAUGAGUUGGUAGUUAAAAUUCUACUUUUAAAGGUGAACUCCGUGGAACGUUUUCAAGAAUUUGUAAUCGAAGAUAUAAUCUGGUCAAUGGUUUUCCAACUGGCUAAAAUAUCUGAAAUGGACAGAAAUUUGUUGAUGUGCGAUAGAUCCUUAUAUCGCCUGCUUAAUAUACUAAUAACUUAUGGAAUUUUGAAAGUCCCCACAUAUAUUAGGAAACUUAUCAGUUCUGGUGUACUGUAUGUGCCGGAAUCCAAUGAUAAGUUUGUCCAUUGUGAUAUUCUCAUCAAUUUAAAAGUUUCUCCUCUAAUGAAAAGUCAGUACAAUAUGGUAUUAAAGAAUGUAAUGGAGUAUAAUGCGAGCUACUACGAAAAACAUAAUUACGAUCAACUGCUCUUGCAGGCUGAAGAACUUAAACAGAAGAUAAUGAAUGAGGAAAAUUUGAAUAAUCUUUCAUAUUCUCUUAGUGUUAAGAUUGUCGCAGCCGAUUGGUAUCUCACUGAAAUAUGCUCAGGAAAUCUUUUGCUUGUUGAUAGGACCACCAUUGUCAAGUUUUUUCAAAUUUUUUGCAUUCAUCUUGAUGCAUUCCACCAUUUCUACAAGUGGAUAGAGUUCAUUGUGUAUCAUCAGCUCCUCAGCGACAUUGGAGCGCUCGAAGCCCUUAUUGACAUAUUGUUAUGUUAUGGAAAGCUAUUUUCACAGUACAUCAAUGAUCACAUCCUCUUUACUAAAACCUUUAUUUAUAUUUAUAUGAAGGCACUCAAGGAGAAGGAUUUUGGUUCCUAUGCAGUAACAUCAUUCAUGGUUUUUUGGAAAUUCUUCAUGAAGAGCUUCGCGUAUGCCUUAAAAAUUGAUGGAGAGCUGAAAUCGGAAUUAUCGAAGGUUUAUGAUGAAGAAAAAAGCAAGCUAGAAAGAAUUACGAAAAAUAAGAGCGAACUUCUGUUAGUAUAUAAUGCAAUCAAUGGGGAUGAAUCCAAACUUUCAAUGGGAAGUUUUCCGGAAACCUUCCAGACGUCAUUGCGUGGUUUUCUCAAUGGAAAGAAUAAUGAAAAGGAGAAGAAACGAUUUAGGAACAAUCUUUUACUUCUCAUGACGACCAAGAGAGAAUAUAACAAGUUUAUGUCAAUAUACCUUAAGAGAAAAGAUUUCACUUUUUCUGAUCUUUUACUUCUUAUAUCCUACAAGCUGCUGACACUAGAUCAAAUCCAAAGUAUUUUAAGCGUUACCUUUGUAUUGAAGCUGCUUGCGAUCAAGAAUGUUGAUAAUGGGUUAUAUUUUGAGUACCAUAAGGAUCAAUAUAUCAGGAGUAACUUCGAGACUAUUCUGGCCACAUGUCUUCUUGAUUUAACGCAAAAUUAUACUCUGUUCCUCGAAAUUCUGAUUAAAUAUGGUAUGCACUCGAAACUAUCUGCUGUUACGAAUAAAAUAGUGAUAGAACUUCUAAAAAAAGAUAGGUCUACAAGUACACAUGUGAUUUAUGAUAUCUUGAACUUUGGAGUUCCAAGGCUGCAUGAAAGUGAUGAUGCAACAGAAGAAGAGAUGAAGCCAUCUGAGCUGUACUCUCUGAUGAAUUUCAACAAUCUUUGGAUGCUGCAAGCAUAUACAGCAUAUUAUGUUGAGGAUAUCAUGAAAGAAGAUUUAGCAAACCAAGCUUUACAUGAUUAUCUGUUUGAAGUAAUAGAGGUGACAAAUGUAGGUUGCCUUCGCGCCCAUAUAUUCGAUAAAAUCAGCAACAUUCCAACAAUACAAACUAUUGCUCAAAUUUAUGAGGGUGAUUUUUUCAAUGAUUAUCUGGCGGAGGAUGGAAAUCAAAAAGGUGCCGUAUCCAUGAUUGUAGAUAUCAUAACCAGUCUUUCAAAAAGGGUAAACGGUGAUUUGACCAUGUCAAACAGCCUCUUUCAAUCACUGAAGAAUAAUUUAUCUCGUUUCGCCAACAUGGAUGAAAAAUCAUUGGAAAAGUCUCAAUCGAUUCUGAAUAACUAUUUGAAAAUGUUCGCCAUACAUCAAAAUUUCAUAUUCAAAUGUAUUGCCUCAUCCAUACAGGAAGAUGAUACAAAAAGCACGAUCAAGAUAAUCGAUGAAAUAUAUUUGCUUUUCGAAAAAAUUACAUUUGAUUUGAAAUUGAAAUUAAUCUUGUAUGAAAUUUUGUCAUCAUUAAAAUCACACUGUAUAUAUAUAUCCACAACAAGACAAGAGGGCAAUGGUCCAAGAUUCGAAUGUCCAAAGAGAUUACUAGAACUGCCGCCAUUUCAAAUAUCCUCUUUUAUCAAAAGAGCUGGCGAUUUUGAACCGAUAGAAGAGGCCGAUAUUGGGAUUGAAACACUUCCAGUUGAUUCAGGAAAGACUGCGAAUAGAUGGUUUUUGUUUAACAAAAAAGAAGGACAAUACUGGAAUAAAUUGAAUAUUGAGCCGUAUUACGAAAUAAACAAUUUUCAGUCUGAAAACGCAAGCUGUUUCAACAAUUCAUGUUUAAAUUUGAGUUUAUUCAAUGCAGGUUUUGAGAAGAAGAAUCCCAAAUAA
Zygotorulaspora mrakii is the source of this 4023-nucleotide messenger RNA. It is a transcript of the gene SRB8, whose product is annotated as Srb8p. Gene Ontology annotation, cellular component: mediator complex. Gene Ontology annotation, molecular function: transcription coregulator activity. Gene Ontology annotation, biological process: regulation of transcription by RNA polymerase II. Bases 1 to 4023 code for a protein of 1340 amino acids. The record is from RefSeq and is a predicted model, not a curated record. Lineage: Eukaryota; Fungi; Ascomycota; Saccharomycetes; Saccharomycetales; Saccharomycetaceae. The transcript has a single exon.